Molecule: messenger RNA, 975 nt
Organism: Dicrocoelium dendriticum
Lineage: Eukaryota; Metazoa; Platyhelminthes; Trematoda; Plagiorchiida; Dicrocoeliidae
Source: the annotation of a GenBank genome assembly
AUGCUGCACACAUCCGUCGUGAGUGCAGAAAUCUUGUCCGCCUCCGGAACUAGUGAAGAUUUAGAUGUUCUAACUAACUACGAAGAAUGGGCAAAGAAAUUUUACUAUAUGCGGCCAUACAUUGUCAUCUCAUCUGACGACACAACCUUCCCACUUUCGCAGGAACUGAUCAUCGCGCUGGUGAAAGACGCCUGGCACUUACGAUCCCCCUGUCAGUUGUAUGAAUGGGAACGGUUAGCUGAAAGGUUGAAACAUGUGCUGGCGCUGAUAUACGCAGAAAUCCGGACUCUGGAUCAACAGGCGACCAUUUACGCUGCACACGCCUUGGAUUGUCUGGUUCCGUUGGACAAAAGCGCCCAGCAAACGCGCGAUUCGUGGUGGAAGCAGAAAAGCCAAGGCCACCGUGGUUACCGAUUCGUUUUCCAAUUAACCCGAUUACAGAAAAUUGGGGUUAUUGAACAUACAUAUGCACAGAAAUACAAUAACAGCCUAGAGCUGGUACUGGAACCGUUGUAUGAAGUGGUCAGCGAAAGUGGACAUGACGACCAACUGUCGUCAUCGGAGUCGAACAUGCCGGUCGUCAGUGGGCUUACCCGACGAUUUAUUCCCGGAAUGUUUGAGUUACGCAUCGAGACACCCGAUACGACGCUGCAUCGCACGACUGUUAGUCUGGUCGAUCUACUGUGUCGGCAGCAUCAAGGAAUGACCAGCUGGAGUGUUUCGGAAUCAAUUAACCUUGUACUGGAACCCUUCAUACAACUUAUUUUAGAUACUUAUUAUACAACAAACUGAGCAGCUAUCUUAAUGCGUGAAUAAUCUUAAAAGCUUGCUCAUCAAAAGUUGCUAUGCUGAUGUGUAAAUGACAAUAUCGGAGUGCGCUAUUGUGUCCUCCGUUAGUGACAUCCCUCAACAUCAUCUAACGCUGUGAGUUAUUUGCUUCAAUGCAUGUAAAUUGAACGUACGCUACAAUCAAUU